Messenger RNA from Doryrhamphus excisus (bluestripe pipefish), 3529 nucleotides. RefSeq names its product dihydropyrimidine dehydrogenase b (gene dpydb). The record is from RefSeq and is a predicted model, not a curated record. Gene Ontology annotation, cellular component: cytoplasm; cytosol. Gene Ontology annotation, molecular function: NADP binding; dihydropyrimidine dehydrogenase (NADP+) activity; uracil binding. Gene Ontology annotation, biological process: uracil catabolic process; thymine catabolic process. Lineage: Eukaryota; Metazoa; Chordata; Actinopteri; Syngnathiformes; Syngnathidae.
AUGAACUUCAGCGUGUUAUGCAGAGAAAGGGCAUCAGGUGGUCUUCAAGCUCAUCUGAUCACAUUGCUUCGUCUCUAGUAGUCACAUUCAGGACAGCGCUUGUGAUCAAGAAACAGCGAGGAAGAGCACCAUGCUGAGUAAAGAUCUUCCAGAUAUUGAGAGCAUCUUGGCUCUGAAUCCAAGGGUGAAGACUCACACUCAGCUCAUGUCCACAGCAAACAAGAAAAAAGAAAAGAAACACUGGAAGCGAAACCCCGACAGGAGUUGCCAUUCCUGUGUCACGUUGGAAAACAACUUUGAUGAUAUCAAGCACACAACCCUGAGUGAGCGUGGAGCUCUUCGAGAAGCUCUAAGGUGUCUGAAAUGUGCCGAUGCUCCCUGUCAGAAGAGCUGCCCCACCAACUUGGACAUCAAGUCAUUUAUUACAAGCAUCUCCAACAAGAACUACUACGGAGCAGCGCGAGCCAUCCUGUCUGACAACCCCCUGGGUCUGACCUGUGGAAUGGUGUGUCCCACGUCGGAGCUGUGCGUGGGCGGCUGCAACCUGUACGCCUCUGAGGAAGGGCCAAUUAACAUCGGAGGCUUGCAGCAGUUUGCUACUGAGGUGUUUAGUAAGAUGGGCAUCCCUCAGGUCAGGAAUCCUCAGUUACCACCACCCGAUGAGAUGCCAGUGUCUUACCACGCCCCCAUUGCCCUGAUUGGCUGUGGCCCCGCCUCCAUCAGCUGUGCCUCUUUUCUUGGCCGCCUUGGAUACGAUAACAUCACCAUAUUUGAGAAACACAAGUACACGGGUGGACUGAGCACUUCCGAAAUCCCCCAAUUCCGCCUUCCCUAUGAGGCAGUGCAGUUUGAAAUUGACUUGAUGAAGGACCUGGGAGUCAAGGUGGUGUGUGAGAAAGGUCUUGGCAUGAACGGAAUGACUCUGACUUCCCUGAAGGAACAAUUCCAGGCCGUCUUCAUUGGAAUUGGUCUCCCCCAGGCCAACAGAGCAAAGAUCUUUGAAGGUUUAAGCGUGGAUCAAGGCUUCUUCACUUCGAAGGACUUUCUGCCGAUGGUUGCCACAGCAAGCAAACGAGGUCUGUGUCAGUGCCGCUCCGCUCUCCCCGACCUACGAGGAGUGGUGAUCGUCCUGGGAGCCGGCGACACUGCCUUCGAUUGCGCCACCUCAGCCCUCCGCUGCGGUGCCAAGAGAGUGUUUGUCUGCUUCAGGAAGGGAUUCACCAACAUCAGAGCUGUUCCUGAGGAAAUGGAGUUGGCUAAGGAGGAGCAGUGCGAGUUCCUUCCCUUCCUGUCGCCUCAAGAGGUCAUUAUGAAGAACGGGCGGGUCGCCGGCUUACAGUUUUGUCGCACCGAGCAGACCGAAGAAGGCGACUGGUUGGAAGAUAAGGACCAAGUCGUGAGGCUGAAAGCGGAUUACAUCAUCAGUGCUUUCGGUUCCAUGCUCAGCGAGCACACAGUGAUUGAUGCCAUGGCUCCGGUCAAGCUGACCCGUUGGGGUACUCCUGAGGUGAACACAGACACCAUGCAGACCAGUGAGCCCUGGGUGUUUGCAGGGGGGGACAUUGCUGGACUGGCAAACACCACGGUGGAAUCAGUCAAUGAUGGAAAACAGGCCUCGUGGCACAUUCACAGAUACAUUCAGUCCCUGCAUGGCCACACGGUGGAUGCGGUACCAAAGAUGCCGUUGUUCUACAGUGCCAUUGACCAGGUGGACAUCAGCGUGGAGGUCUGUGGAAUAAAGUUUCCCAACCCGUUUGGCCUGGCCUCUGCUCCUCCCACUACCAGCACAGCCAUGAUCCGAAGAGCUUUUGAACAAGGCUGGGGCUUUGCCUUGACCAAGACAUUUGGACUGGAUAAAGACCUGGUGACCAACGUCUCUCCUCGUAUUGUACGCGGUACCACCUCUGGUCAUGUGUACGGACCAGGUCAGGGGUCGUUCCUUAACAUCGAGCUGAUCAGUGAAAAGACAGCAGCCUACUGGUGUCAGUCAGUUACCGAGCUUAAGAAAGACUUUCCCAAAAAUGUUGUCAUCUCCAGCAUCAUGUGUGCUUAUAACAAGGAAGACUGGACAGAGAUCGCCCAGAUGGCUGAGAAAUCAGGAGCUGAUGCCUUGGAGUUGAACCUGUCCUGUCCUCACGGGAUGGGAGAGAGAGGCAUGGGAUUGGCUUGCGGCCAGGACCCGGUGUUGGUGCGUAACAUCUGUCGCUGGGUGCGAGCUGCGACAUCCAUCCCAUUCUUUGCCAAACUCACACCAAACGUCACCAACAUUGUUGACAUCGCCAAGGCUGCCUAUGAAGGUGGAGCAGAUGGAGUUACGGCCACAAACACAGUCUCGGGUAUGAUGGGACUGAAGGCAGAUGGCUCCCCCUGGCCAAGUGUUGGGGCUGGCAAACGCACGACAUAUGGAGGGGUGUCAGGUAAUGCCAUCAGACCCAUUGCUCUUCGAGCUGUCUCAGCCAUUGCAAAAGCGCUUCCGGGGUUCCCGAUUUUGGCCACUGGGGGGAUUGACUCUGCAGAAACCGGUUUACAGUUUCUUCAUGCUGGUGCCUCGGUGUUACAGGUGUGCAGUGCUGUUCAGAACCAGGACUUCACUUUGAUCGAGGACUACUGUGUGGGUUUGAAGACCUUGCUGUACCUGAAGAGCCUUGACCUGAAGGACUGGGACGGUCAGUCUCCUCCAACUGAGAGGCACCAGAAGGGAAAACCCAUUCCAAGACUGGAAGACCUGGUUGGUCAGAGUCUCCCGAGUUUUGGACCGUUUCUUGAGAAGAGGACGGAGGCCAUUGCACAGUACAAGAAACAGCUGAAAGGUGCUGCUGGUGCAAAUGCAGAGGAAGCUAACAUCACCAGAGUUAGCACACCUAAUAAACCAGUUCCAGCUGUCAAGGACGUGAUAGCAAGAGCAUUGCGCCACAUUGGAGCGUACCAAGAACUUAACAAUAUGGAGCAGGUCCAGGCUGUGAUAGAUGAAGAGAUGUGUAUCAACUGUGGGAAAUGCUACAUGACUUGCAACGACUCGGGCUACCAGGCUAUUACCUUCCACCCAGAGACCCAUCUCCCAUCUGUCACCAGCAACUGUACUGGCUGCACGCUGUGCCUGAGUGUCUGUCCAAUCUUAGACUGCAUCAAGAUGGUUACCAGGACAACAGCCUAUCAGCCCAAGAGGGGUGUGCCCAUCAGUCCUGUCUGCUGAAGGAGGAGCCAACUGAAACCAAGUCACCAUUUCACAAUCCAUCAAUUCAUCGGCUGCUAACUUUGCGUGGUGCAUCCAUUCAUAAGUUGCUAAGUGUAUACGAUCCAGCCUUUCAUGAUGGAUGACCAAUGAGGCCUGCAUGAACAGCUUUCAAACUGCUUACAUCUUCUAUGUGCUGAUCUUUGAACAAUUUACUAUUUUUUAACAAUCACCAUCUAUGAAUCAAAGCUUCACAUUGAUUAUUUGAAAGAAAUACUGGCUUUGAAUGGGUUGACUAGCAUAGGAUGCAGAUGGCAGAUGUUCCUUCACAAUGAAUAAAGUAUCUCCCCAACCUAA